AUGCUCAACGCAAAUAACACCGCUACCUUCAUCGAGAGAACCGACGUGGCGAAACUCGCACCGUUGACAGUAUCCAAAUUUGAAGGGAACCACAAGAACUGGGUCCCCUGGAAGGCCAACUUCCAAGCGCUCAUACACGAUCGUCCAGGAAUGGCGGGAAGCGUCAAACUAUCCCAACUUCAAAAUGCGGUUCAGGGUUUAGCCGCGACCGUAAUAAAAGAAUUCUGUCUUGACCCCAGUGACGUCAGCUACGGCCUAGCUUGGGAAGCGUUGUGCAACGCUUACGAUCAACGACGUGUCCUAGUCAAUGAGCACUUCGACGCUCUGCUGAAGUUAGCUCCCGCUCAAAAUCCAACCGCCGAAACCACAGCCACCCUCGUGUACACCGUCCGUCAGCACGUCAGCAUGCUUAAAACGAUGAACAUUGCGAUCUGCGACGAGUUUGUCCUGCGAAUUCUUGAAAGAUGCCUGCCCGGGUAUCUCCUGUCACGAUGGAUGGAUAAACACUCAAAUCGCGAAAUCCCCAAAUUAGAAGAAUUGUAUACCUUCGUUCAGGAUUCAAUAUUUAAACAACGAGCGAUAGGUGAACUUCCGAAACGAGAUCACCAGUCCAAAAGAAAGGGGGCGGGUAACAAGGCAGAACCCCCGGCGAAAGUCUCCAAAAACAUUGCCAACACACUCGUCACUACCUCGACGAUCAGCAACAAUGCGUGCGUUCAAUGCGGUCAAUCCCACAGACUCUACAAGUGCGAAAAGUUCAAUAAGGCGAAAUUGAACGAAAGGUGGGAACUCGUUAAAGCAAAGGGGUUAUGUCGCAACUGCUUAUACGUUCACUCCACUUCCUGUCCCAGCGAAAAAAGGUGUAAGAAAUGCCAUAAGGAUCAUCAUACCCUUCUGCACGCAGAUAAAAAAUCAAAGCCGUCAAGUUCAUCUACCCCUCAACCCGCGAACGAUUCAAAUUCAUCCGGGACGUCUCAACCAUGA
Molecule: messenger RNA, 984 nt
Organism: Phymastichus coffea
Lineage: Eukaryota; Metazoa; Arthropoda; Insecta; Hymenoptera; Eulophidae
Exons: 1
Coding region: 1-984 (327 amino acids)
Source: RefSeq, a predicted model, not a curated record